This is a messenger RNA of Xiphias gladius (swordfish), 6931 nucleotides long. RefSeq names its product low density lipoprotein receptor-related protein 5 (gene lrp5). Gene Ontology annotation, molecular function: protein binding. The transcript has 30 exons. The record is from RefSeq and is a predicted model, not a curated record. Lineage: Eukaryota; Metazoa; Chordata; Actinopteri; Istiophoriformes; Xiphiidae. The coding region runs from base 126 to 5147 and encodes 1673 amino acids.
GCUAUGGAUUUAAAGCGUAGAGGACUUGAAAUGGGCGGUCUGCUGGCGGUGUUGCUGCUGAGGAGUUGCCUGCUGUCGGCGGUUCACGAGGCAGUGUGUCUUAAUGCUGUGGGAUUACAGUAGGCAUGGUUGUGCCAAACCACAGCGUAGCAGGUCUGCCAUCCUGCCAGCCCAAAACCACAAGCUUCCCCAGAGGCACUGUGGCAGCUGCUGUGACAGCUACUGCCUCCAACAGUGGGAGGACACCAUCUCUUGAGUUACCGAGCUGCACUCACAUACAGACACAGAGCUCACCUCUCCUCCUCUUUGCCAACCGGCGUGAUGUACGAUUGGUAGAUGCAGAGGGUGUGCGGGGUGAGUCGGCCAUUGUUGUUAGUGACCUAGAGGAUGCAGCAGCGGUGGACUUCCUGUACGCCGAGGGCCUUAUAUUUUGGACAGAUGUCAGUGAGGAGGCCAUCAAACAGACCCACUGGAAUCAGUCAUCCAACUCCCUUAAAGAGGCACUGGGAACUGGCCAGACCGUGGUGGUAUCAGGACUGGACAGUCCUGAUGGGCUGGCCUGUGACUGGUUGGGUAGAAAGCUAUACUGGACAGACUCGGAGACCAAUCGGAUUGAAGUGGCCAACCUAGAUGGCACUUCCAGGAAGGUCCUGUUUUGGAUGGACUUGGACCAGCCCAGGGCUGUCGCUCUCAACCCCGCUCAACACUACAUGUACUGGACCGACUGGGGAGAGGAACCCAGGAUAGAGCGUGCUGGCAUGGAUGGCAGCAACAGGAAAGUGAUAGUGAAUGUCGACAUAUACUGGCCCAACGGUCUGACCAUAGACCUGGUGGAACAGAAGCUGUAUUGGGCCGAUGCUAAACUCAGCUUCAUUCACAGAGCUAACCUGGAUGGAUCAGCACGUGAAACAGUGGUGGAGGGCACCCUCACCCAUCCUUUUGCACUAACACUGUCUGAGGAGACCUUAUACUGGACUGACUGGCAGACCCGCUCCAUCCACGCCUGUAAUAAACACAGCGGAGACAAAGCCAGAGAGAUCCUCAGUGGUAUUUACUCUCCUAUGGACAUCCAGGUUCUGGAGCCCUAUCGACAGCCUUACAUCCAGACUCCCUGUAGUGACAAUAAUGGAGGCUGUAGUCAUCUGUGCCUACUCUCUCCAGUCCAACCUUUCUACAGCUGUGCCUGUCCCACUGGUGUCCAGCUUAAACCAGAUGGAAAGACAUGCAAGCCAGGGGCCGAGCAGGUUUUGCUGCUGGCCCGACGGACUGACCUGCGGAGAAUCUCACUUGACCUGCCAGACUUCACUGACAUAGUCCUACAGGUUGAUGAAAUUCGCCAUGCCAUUGCUAUAGACUAUGACCCGGUUGAGGGUUAUGUCUAUUGGACAGAUGAUGAGGUUCGAGCCAUCCGGCGAUCCCACAUUGACGGCAGCAAUGCUACGAUGCUGGUUACCACGGAGAUCAAUCAUCCAGAUGGCAUUGCUGUGGACUGGGUGGCCAGGAACCUGUACUGGACAGACACUGGCAUUGACCGGAUUGAGGUUACCAGGCUGAAUGGAACAUCUCGGAAAAUUUUGAUUUCUGAGAAUCUGGAUGAACCCAGGGCCAUUGUCCUGGACCCUGUUAAUGGCUACAUGUACUGGACUGACUGGGGCGAACAUCCCAAGAUUGAGCGGGCCAACCUAGAUGGAACGGACCGGGUGGUUCUGCUCAACAGCUCUCUGGGCUGGCCCAAUGGACUGGCAAUAGAUUAUGCAGCGGGAAAACUAUACUGGGGUGAUGCUAAAACUGACAAGAUAGAGGUGAUCAACGUGGAUGGCAGUAACAGACAGACUCUGCUAGAGGACAAGCUGCCUCAUAUUUUUGGCUUCACUCUGCUGGGUGAUUACAUCUACUGGACUGACUGGCAGAGACGCAGCAUCGAGAGGGUCCACAAAGCCACAGCUGUACGAGAGAUCAUCAUCGAUCAGCUGCCAGAUUUGAUGGGGCUGAAGGCCACUAAAGUGACAGAGACCUAUGGUACAAAUGGCUGUGCAGUGGAUAACGGUGGAUGCAGCCAUCUGUGUUUCUGGCGUCGGCAGGCUGUCAGCUGUGCCUGUCCCAUGGGGAUGGAGCUCCUCUCAGACCUGCUGACCUGUGUGGUGCCUGAGGCCUUCCUGCUCUUCACCAACAGGGACAACAUCAGGAGUAUCUCUUUGGGUACCAACAGCAACGACGUGGCCAUUCCUCUGACGGGGGUUAAAGAGGCCUCAGCUCUCGACUUUGAUGUAUUUGAGAGGAGAAUAUAUUGGACAGACAUACAGGCCAAGACAAUCAGCAGAGCAUAUAUGAAUGGUAGCUCAGUGGAACAUGUCAUAGAGUUUGGACUGGACUACCCAGAAGGCAUGGCAGUUGACUGGAUGGGUCGUAACAUCUACUGGGCCGAUACAGGCACCAACCGCAUCGAGGUGGCUCGGCUGGACGGCCAGUACCGGCAGGUUCUGGUCUGCAAGGAUCUUGACAACCCGCGCUCGCUGGACAACCCACGAUCGCUAGCACUGGACCCAGCCAAUGGCUACAUGUACUGGACAGAGUGGGGUGGCCGACCUCGUAUAGCCAGAGCCUACAUGGAUGGCAGCACCAUCAUGACACUGGUGGAUAAAGUGGGCCGGGCCAACGGACUGACCAUUGACUAUGUGGACCAUCGCCUAUACUGGACCGACCUGGACACAUGUAUGAUCGAAAGCACCAACAUGCAAGGCCUUCAGAGGGAGAUCAUAGUAGACGACCUCCCUCACCCCUUCGGUCUGACUCAGUACCGCGAUUUUAUCUACUGGACAGACUUUAACCUGCGCAGUAUUGAACGGGCAGACAAACGGAGUGGACUGAACCGCACUGUGGUGCUGCAGGGUCAGCUGGAGCUGAUGCUGGACAUCCUGGUGUUCCACUCCUCCCGUCAGGAUGGAACCAACGAGUGCUCCCAUAACAACGGCAACUGUGCCCACCUCUGCCUGGCCACUCCCGCUGGUGCCCAGUGCCGUUGUGCCUCCCACUACACCCUGAACCCUGAUGGACGAAACUGUAGCUCUCCCUCUAGUUUCCUGCUCUUCAGUCAAAAGGCCAGUAUUAGCAGGAUGGUUUUGGGAGAGCAGAGUCCUGACAUCAUCCUGCCCAUCCACGUACUGCGGAACGUCCGAGCCGUCAGCUACGACCCGCUGGACCGGCUGGUCUACUGGCUGGACGGACGACAGAAUAUACGCAGGGCCAGAGAUGACGGAGCCAUGUCCAUGAUAGUGAGCAGCACUGUUCAGCCAGUGGACAACCAGCUUCAUGACCUGAGCCUGGACCCCUACAGCCGCCACAUUUACUGGACCUGCGAGACAACCAACACCAUCAAUGUCCAGAGGAUGGACGGACACACCGUGGGUGUCGUCCUGAAGGACGACACCGACAAGCCCCGGGCCAUCGUGGUCAAUGCUGAAAAAGGGUACAUGUAUUUCACCACAAUGCAGGAGCGCUCAGCUAAGAUCGAAGGAGCCAGUCUGGACGGGACAGAGAGAGAAUCUCUGUUCACCACUGGUCUGAUUAGACCAGUGGCUCUGGCUCUGGACAAUAAACUUGGAAAACUGUUCUGGGUCGACGCUGACCUCAAACGCAUUGAGAGCAGCGACCUGACAGGAGCCAAUCGCAUCGUCCUCCAGGAUUCCAACAUUCUCCAGCCAAUGGGGCUGACCGUUCUGGGAGAUCAUCUGUACUGGAUCGACCGGCAGCAGCAGAUGAUCGAGAGGGUGGACAAACUGACCGGAGACGGGCGCACGCGCAUACAGGGACGGAUAUCAUACCUGACCUCCAUCCACGCCGUGGAAGAGAUGGACCCACAGGAGUUUGCAUCCCACCCUUGUUCCCGUGACAACGGAGGUUGCUCUCAUAUCUGCAUUGCUAAGGGUGAUGGUACACCUCGCUGCUCCUGUCCCAUGCACCUGGUGUUACUGCAGGACCUGCUGCGCUGUGGAGAGCCUCCCACCUGCUCCACAGAGCAGUUCACCUGCUCCACAGGGGAGAUCGACUGUAUUCCCAUGGCCUGGCGUUGUGAUGGCUUCUCUGAAUGUGAAGACGGCAGUGAUGAGGAGAACUGCCCUGUCUGCUCAGCCUUCCAGUUCCAGUGCGAUAAGGGAGGCUGCAUUGAUGCUCAAAGGCGCUGCAAUGGUGAACCUGACUGUGCUGAUAACUCUGAUGAGCAGGACUGUGAAACUAUCUGCCCUCCUAACCAGUUCCGCUGUGGUGACAACCAGUGUAUCACUAAGAAACAACAGUGUGACAAUUACUCUGACUGUCCCGACGGAUCAGAUGAGCUUGCCUGUGAGUAUGUGUCUCCUCCCUCCAGUGGCAUCCCCAACACUGGGCCCAACACCAUCGGUCCAGUCAUUGCCAUCAUUCUGCUUGUUUUUGUGAUCGGGGGAGCUUAUUUUGUCUGCCAGCGUGUGGUUUGUCGGCGCUACAAGGGCCCCAGUGGGACUUUUCCUCACGAGUACAUCAGUGGUACGCCACAUGUGCCCCUCAACUUCAUUGCCCCGAGUAGCUCCCAGCAUGGCACCUUCCAAGGUAUUUCCUGUGGGAAGUCCAUGAUGAGUUCAGUCAGCCUGAUGGGCAGCAGCAGCAGUGGGGCUCCUCUCUAUGACAGGAACCAUGUGACUGGAGCCUCAUCCAGCAGCUCAUCAUCUACAAAGGGAGCCUUCUACCCUCAGAUCUUGAACCCUCCUCCAUCCCCGGCUACUGACCGCUCUCUCUACAACACAGAAAUCUUCUACUCCUCAAACAGUCCAUCCACCACAAGAUCUUACAGACCCUACCACCCGGUCCGUGGCGCUGCCCCACCUACUACACCCUGCAGCACCGAUGUUUGCGACAGUGACUACACCCCCCACCACCUGCCGGCUGGGCUGGCGUCGUCCGCGGGCCGCUGGAAGGCGGCGGGCCAUGGCAGCCACGGCAAACACAACAAGUACUACAUGGACCUUAACUCGGACUCGGACCCAUACCCUCCGCCCCCCACUCCCCGCUCCCAGUACCUGUCAGCUGAGGAGAGCUGCCCCCCGUCCCCCUCCACCGAGCGCUCCUACUUCCACCUGUGCCCCCCUCCUCCCUCACCCUGCACCGACUCCUCGUGACCCUCCAACAGCCCGAGAGCCCUGUGAGGAAGGAAAGGACAAAGUAUGCUUGCCUCACCCAGAACUGGCCUUGUCUGGCCCACUUUACCAGGGAAAGAACUCCUAUGCCAACUUCCAGCCCUGACCGGCUCACACAUGCUGCUUUCUAUCAGUUGGUCAUGCUCAAGUGCCUUGUUCAAGGUUCCUAUGUCCCACAUUGGUCAUUUCAUCAUUCCAGUCGUCCUGGAGCUUUCAGGGUGACCCAUCAUCUGAUCAGGUCUAUUUCUGUCCUCCAUGUGUCCUGCUCUAACAUUCACUUACGUGUGGCAGGUUGAAGGUUUGAGGCCCCUCCUGCAUAUCUGCCGGACACAAAAAGAGAUGAUGAGUGAGUACAGCCAGCAGCUCCCUCUUUAAUUUUCAUUCCAUCAGAAGAAGAAAACUUCCUUUGCUGGGCCAAUUCUUGAUCGGAAAAUUUUGAGACUUCCAUCUGUCCAAAAAUGAGCCUAGCCCCUGGCCUCCCCUCAACUCACUGACUGAGAGAGUCACCAGUAUGGACUGGGGUUGUGUGAAAACCACGAGUCUAGUGCCACAAGUUAUUCGUUAAUUCACUGAAGCUAAGGCAUGGAAGGCAUGCCCCCCUCCCUCCUAGCAUCCUGCCAUUUGUCUCGUCCUUCCUCACAGCGUCCUUGUUGGCAGACCAGCGGCAGGACUGUAUAUAGUGUUAAAAUAAUAUGGACAAAAAUAGAUCAGAGAGGAAUUAUUUUACUAUUUUAUUCACGCUGGCUGAUCCACCGCUCCACAGAAAACAAAGGACAGAUAGAUGAUCGGAUGUGUGCAUGAGUGAUUGAGGGAAUGAUGAAUGACUGGACAGCUGUGUGCAUGAGCGUAUGUGAAUGUUUUGCUUGUUGCAGGAAAUUAGAUACAUUUAUAGAUGAUGACUGAAUGAAUGUGUAGAAUUAUGAAUGAAUGAGUGGAUGGAUGGAACAGGGCCAAGAUCAAAGUGUGAAAUCUUUUGUACAUUAUUUUGAAAUUGUGUCCCUCACAUUUCAAAUUGGGAAUUAUUUGUAGUUGACCAUGGGGCCUUUUUAAGUGGUAGAGCUUACACCAAUAGACUAAGAGACAAGGACAAAUCUGCCAACAGUCCCUUCUUUCUCCCAUGAAGUCACUACGUGACACCAAUAUACCAAAUGAAUAUCAACAUGUAAAGCUAUUGUACAUAUGUGUAAUGAAGUCAAUGAAUGAGUUGUGACAAGAGGAUGCUUUUCUUUGUGAAUCGGAACCUCUUCCAUCACUGUUUCUUUACUGUCAUCAUCCCGUUUACCAAAAGUAUGUUUGCUGCUAUUGUGUACAAACUAUAUCCAUUACUAUGACAUAUAAUUACACAGAAAGCCCAAAAUUACCACUCUCAUACUGACAGUAGAUCAUGAAGCUAUUUACAAUUAAUAACAAAUUAUUCUUAUAGCGACCUCUGUUAUUUGUAUUUCUGUUUGUGUGUAGAUUAUUAUGUAUGUUUCUAUGUUGGUGACCAUGUUUGGUUUGAAGGAGUCUUUUUGGAAAUUGAAAAGUGAAAGCUUGAAAGAGUUCCAGCUGAGACAUUUUACACUGAGUGGUUCAAGAAAAAGGUUUCAGUAUGCCUCAGAUAAAUCUGCCUCGAUCUUUCUCCAAGAACUCAGUGUCUUUUGCGUGUUUUUGGAGUUUUGAAUCACACGAGGCAAGAAGUACAAACACCGCCUGCUUUUACACCUCCACACACCUGGCCAAUCACUGCGUAAAGUGACUCUGUUGGACAGUUGGUUGGAAGCAUC